AUGCCAUCAUUACAGUCGGCGUCUGCACCGCCUGCUCCAGGUUCAGCUGUCUACGACUCGGAACUGACGGACAUUGCAAAUUAUGUGCAUAAUUAUAAGAUUGAUUCCGAUCUUGCUUAUGAUACCGCACGUUUCGUGUUCCUAGAUACCCUAGGCUGCGGCUUAGCAGCGCUCAACUUCCCACAAUGCACAAAGCUACUUGGUCCCAUUGUUGAGGGCACGACCGUUCCCAAUGGCACCCGGGUGCCUGGCACACCAUAUCAGCUCGACCCUGUUCGCGGAGCUUUCAAUAUCGGCGCAAUGAUUCGGUGGCUCGACUACAACGACUGCUGGCUCGCCGCGGAAUGGGGUCAUCCUUCGGAUAACCUUGGCGGAAUUCUUGCGGUAGCUGAUUGGAUCUCACGCACAAACCGCGCCGGGAAGAAGCUUGCCAAUGGCAAAGUUCUCAAGGUCAAGGACGUCUUGGAGGGCAUGAUCAAGGCACACGAGAUUCAAGGAUGCCUGGCUUUGGAAAACUCGUUUAAUAAAGUUGGCCUUGACCAUGUAGUCUUGGUCAAGGUUGCCACUGCUGCUGUCGUGUCCAAGAUGCUGGGUCUCUCAGAGCAACAGACUGCGGAUGUGGUCUCUCAGGCCUGGUGCGAUGGUCAGAGCAUGCGCACCUACCGACACUCUCCGAAUACAAUGUCGCGAAAGUCGUGGGCUGCAGGCGAUGCAUGCGAGCGCGCUGUCAAUUUGGCUCUCAAAGUCAUGGCUGGCGAAGGCGGCAUGCCGAGCGUCCUGUCCGCGCCAGUCUGGGGCUUCUACGACGUCAAUUUUAAUGGCCAAAAGUUUAGAUUUCAGAGACCCUAUGGCAGCUAUGUCAUGGAAAAUGUAUUGUUCAAAGUGUCGUAUCCGGCCGAAUUCCAUUCCCAAACUGCCAUUGAAGCAGCAAAGAUUAUAUACGAUAAACUACAAAAGAUGGGCAAGUCGGCCCAAGACAUCAAGAGUGUCACUAUCCGUACGCAUGAGGCAUGUGUGCGUAUCAUUGACAAGCAAUUGAAGCCGCUGGACAAUUUCGCCGACCGUGACCACUGUAUUCAGUAUAUGGUUGCGACUAUGCUUGUGUUCAACCGUCUUGAAGCAACGGACUACACUGACGGCAGCGAGGCUGCUACAUCGCCCCUUCUUGAGGAUCUUCGCAAGCGUAUCCAGUGUGUUGAGGAUCCGCAGUUCACCCAAGACUACCACGACCCCAACCUUCGAACGAUUGCCAACGCUCUCACCGUGACAUUAAAUGACGGACAAACACUGGAUGAAGUAUCAGUAGAAGCGCCUCUUGGACACAAGCUCCGUAGAGUGGAGGCGAAGCCGGAGAUUUUGGCCAAGUACAAGCGGCACCUGGAGCCACAUUAUUCGCCAGAGAGGGUAAGGGAGCUGAUUGAUUUGGGCAAUGAUGCAAAGAGACUCGAAGAGAUGGAUGUAGACCAAUAUGUAGAUCUCUACGUGAAGAAUUAG
Messenger RNA from Xylona heveae TC161, 1494 nucleotides. RefSeq names its product putative 2-methylcitrate dehydratase. The coding region runs from base 1 to 1494 and encodes 497 amino acids. Gene Ontology annotation, molecular function: 2 iron, 2 sulfur cluster binding; 2-methylcitrate dehydratase activity. Gene Ontology annotation, cellular component: mitochondrion. Lineage: Eukaryota; Fungi; Ascomycota; Xylonomycetes; Xylonales; Xylonaceae. The record is from RefSeq and is a predicted model, not a curated record. The transcript has 4 exons.